This is a messenger RNA of Apis mellifera (honey bee), 1094 nucleotides long. RefSeq names its product inositol monophosphatase 2. Gene Ontology annotation, molecular function: inositol monophosphate 1-phosphatase activity. The coding region runs from base 181 to 1047 and encodes 288 amino acids. Gene Ontology annotation, biological process: signal transduction; phosphatidylinositol phosphate biosynthetic process; inositol metabolic process. The record is from RefSeq and is a predicted model, not a curated record. The transcript is spliced from 6 exons. Lineage: Eukaryota; Metazoa; Arthropoda; Insecta; Hymenoptera; Apidae.
GUACGAAAAUAAUCUGUACGUAAAUAAUCAUCGGUAAUUAGUCGCAAUACAUAACAGACUUUAAAUUUAAACGUUAUAUUAAACAUUACAGAUUUUUACUCCCACCUAUUCCUCUUUCGCCCCACUCUUUUCUCUCUUUUUCCAUUCCAGUAGUUAUAUAGCCCAGUCGAUGUUUCAUCGAUGUCAGUGUUAAUCAAACUCACGUGUAAAAUAGAGAAAGAAUUUCAAAAUUCUUCGGCCAUUGUACUUGCAAUUAUUGGUAAAAAAAGUGUAAUAAAAAGUGCCAUCAAUUUAAAUAAAAAUGUAAAAAGUAAAGGAAUUGAUUGGGAUCUUGUUACAGAAUAUGAUCGAAAGAUAGAAAAUGAUUUACAGAAAGAAUUGUUAAAUAAAUAUCCGAAUCACAGAUUUAUUGGUGAAGAAACGACUGCAGAAAAAAAUUGUUUACCAAAAUUAACCGAUGAACCAACGUGGAUUAUAGAUCCCAUAGAUGGUACAACAAAUUUUGUUCAUCAGUUUCCACACACGUGCAUUUCUUUAGCAUUAAUAAUAAAUAAAUCGAUAGAAAUUGGAAUAGUCUAUAAUCCUUUAAUGAUGCAAUUUUUCUCUGCAAAAAGACAGAAAGGAGCUUUUUUAAAUGGUCAUCGUAUAAAGACAUCAAAAAUAACAGAUUUGUCUGAAUCAUUGAUAGCAAUGGAACCAUGGAUUGCCAAAAAUCCAAAUUAUUUAGUUAAUAUAUACGCUAGAAUGCAUGCUUUAAUUCAAAGAACUCAUGGAAUAAGAUCAUUGGGCACAGCUGCACUUACAUUGUGUUAUGUUGCAAUGGGUGCAAUUGAAGCAUAUCAUGUUGAAAGUAUAGAUGCUUGGGAUGUUGCUGCAGGAAAAUUAAUAAUAGAAGAAGCAGGAGGCACGGUAAUAGAUACUGCAGGUGGAGAAUUAGAUUUAAUAACACCAAGAGUUAUAGCAGCUUGCAAUCAUCAAAUUGCUGAUCAAUUGGUUAAUCUCUUUAAAACCGCUGAUUUAAAAACUGUCAUUAAAAAUUUUAAAUAAAUCUUUUUAAGUUACAAAUACAUGAUAUUCAGAUCAUUAUCGAAUAA